Dunckerocampus dactyliophorus (ringed pipefish) is the source of this 2574-nucleotide messenger RNA. RefSeq lists its product as uncharacterized. Bases 861 to 2375 code for a protein of 504 amino acids. Gene Ontology annotation, biological process: regulation of transcription by RNA polymerase II. The transcript is spliced from 4 exons. Gene Ontology annotation, molecular function: DNA-binding transcription factor activity; RNA polymerase II cis-regulatory region sequence-specific DNA binding. The record is from RefSeq and is a predicted model, not a curated record. NCBI's taxonomy places the organism in Eukaryota, Metazoa, Chordata, Actinopteri, Syngnathiformes, Syngnathidae.
UGGCUUCCUGAAACCGUCCUGGCUUUGUGUGUACGUGCAUACGUGACGCACAUCUGCUGCGGUCGUCUCUGUCAGUAACAGACGACAAAUGCGCAUGCGUGGACGUCAACAAAGAGGAAAGAAUGCCCGAGUUCCCCACUACAUUCCUUGUAAUUACGAACAAAGCUUCUGUGUCUAAAACCACCGAAACCUCAGUGUAUAUCAAAGUAGUUGUGGAAGCCAAACAAUAAACGCAGGGCAAUAAUAUUACUGUUUUUUUUUGUUCCGUUUUGUCCCAAAUUACUCGCCGUAGUCAGAAUGUCGGCAGAGCGACUAUUUACGGAACAAAAAUAAUUUGGUUUUCUGCAUAUUAUUAAGCAAAAGUGAGAUCACAUUUUUCAGGUUAUAUUUCAAGAAUCCCCUGUUUAAUGUGCAAAAUAAACUGUUUAUAGGGAGUUUUUUAUAUUUGCUUUUUGGUUACAUUUUGUCCCUUAUUCCUCGCCGUAGUCAAAAUGUCGGAAGGGCGAUUGUUGACGGAACCAAGAUGAAAUUCGUUUGCUGCACAAAAUGAAGUACAAUUGAUUUUUUCAUCAUAGUUGAUGGUUAUUUUUCGUGACUACCUUUGGAUAUUGUUGCCAUGUGCACCCGGAGCAAAAAUCACGGCUAAUGUUGGUAAUCGAAACCUCCCCGACAGUCUCACGUUAGCCAGCUAAAAUAGAGGGUUAGUUGUAGAUGCCAAAUUCUAUUUCUGUUGUGAGUGUAAUUAAGCCAUCACCUGCAAAUGGGGCGCUGAAUGGAGUUAAAUUAACUGACAGUUAGCUCGACAACAUUUUUGUAAAGCGUGAGGUUCAGUGUUUUUUAGGACCGCAACGGGCAUCGCCAUGGCCGACCCACUGGUGACCUUUCAGUCGCAGCUCUCCGGGGUGAUGGAGACCGUCUUCAAGGCUGCCAUGUAUGAGAUCACCAGACUUGUGGAGGACAGUUUCAUGGAGGAGGUUGCGCGGUGCAGGCAGCAGGUGGAGCGUUUGAAGAGGAGGCUGAAAUGGUCGGAGAGCCGACGCAAGGAGAUGCAGUUGGGCGACGGGGGACUGAAAUGUGCUGACUACGGUGGAUUGGAGAUGCUAAACGAAGAGAAGCCGGAAGUGAUCCAGCCAGAACAUAAUCUUAAGCAAGAGUGUGGGCUGCAAGAAGAUAUGCAAAGCCAAGACAGAGUUGAUGGACAAACAUCUCGUUCGGAAGAGGAGGCCGGCAUUGACAUGAAGGCAUCACAGUCUUCAAAUGUGCAGAAUGUAGACCGGCUGCUCAAGGAGGAAGCCCUUGGCAUCACACCAGAAGCAAAUGAUCCGGGGGAUUUGGAUGAAACACAGACGUCAGCUGUGCCAGGGCCAAGUAAACACACCAGAUUACAGAGAAAGUCUCCCAUAAACUGGGAAGCCUUUGACCAGAGGCUGGAAUCGUCUCAAACCGUUGGCUCGGGCAACCAGUCGGAAGCACCUCCGCAGAGCAGGUACGUCAUGGACGACAUUAAAAACAGUGGCUACGGGGACACGAGCAUGAUAGACAUCGCUAACUUGGAAGUGCAAGGGUCAUCACAACCAGGCGAUGACGUUGCCUACACCGGUCACUACCAAGGUGAGGUAGACGCACCGGAGGAGGCCGAGCAACAAACGUUCCAAACGGGUGAAGCGAUAUACAGAGGCGGGACAGGACUCAGGACUAGCGCUGAUUUAAGAGAAUUCCCUUGUUUACUGAUCAAUGAGGAAGGAUACAUUCAGAAUCAGAGCCUCUUGCACCCUACACACGCUUCAAGUGACAGACUGAGCUACCAGGACCAAAGUGUUGACAUUCACGCAUCCUUGGGUGGCGCAGGAGAUCUGUAUGGACCCUCAAAGGCGUUCCACGCAUGUGAUAAUGCACACCCGAGAGCAUGGAGAGGAGCGAGGGGGCUCGUUUGUAACCAGCCCUUUCCUUCUCCUGCCGCUCCUAAGGCACACAAGCAAACAUUCACUCAAGCCUGUCCCCUCAACGUCCACCAGAAGAUCCACUCAGGGCAGGGGAUUCAACUCUGCAGCCGUUGCGGUAAAGGUUUCCCCACUUUCUUCGACCUGAAGACCCACAGGUGCGGCCAGGCCGGCAACAAGCCUUACUGCUGUGCCAUAUGUGGAAACGAAUUCAGCCGUCUCUGGAAUCUGAAGCUGCACCAGAGAAUCCACACCCAGGAGAAACCUCAUCAGUGCGCCACGUGUCACAAGAGCUUCACACGAGCGGACAUAUUGAAGGUGCACCAGCGUACCCACACAGGAGAAAGACCAUACUGCUGCACCGUGUGCAGCCUCAGCUUUAAGCGCCUGGAUCAUCUGAAAUCGCACCAACGCAAACAUUUGACACAUCUGUAGAGGUAUACACAUAGAAAAUCAUACAAUUAAUCAUUAAUCAUUAAUCAUCUAAUAAUACAGUUAAAGGCUUUUUGAGCUGCUUGCUUUUUUUUUCAUGAGUGAAAAUCUGAAUGAUGUCGUCUGGUCACUUCAUUUUUUUUUGCUCUUUUCUACUCAAUAACAUUUCAAUGAUAAUAUUUGUUUGAAAAUGUAACAGAAG